Columba livia (rock pigeon) is the source of this 2288-nucleotide messenger RNA. RefSeq names its product CWC15 spliceosome associated protein homolog (gene CWC15). Gene Ontology annotation, biological process: mRNA cis splicing, via spliceosome. The record is from RefSeq and is a predicted model, not a curated record. Lineage: Eukaryota; Metazoa; Chordata; Aves; Columbiformes; Columbidae. Gene Ontology annotation, molecular function: RNA binding. The transcript has 7 exons. The coding region runs from base 324 to 1016 and encodes 230 amino acids. Gene Ontology annotation, cellular component: catalytic step 2 spliceosome.
UUGUGGGUGCUUGGCGGAAUUAUGGUGGCGGGGUAGGGCCUGGUUGCGCAGGGCCGGAGGCGGUUGCGGUGUGAGUACCGGGGAGGCGGUGGGUUCGUUUGAUUGGGCUCGGCUGCAGUGAGUCCCCGGGGCAGGGGUUGUUGUGGGGUCCCUGCAUGGGCCCUGUGGGGAGCGCUCCUGAGCAGAACAGCAGGGGCUGGCGGGUCGGGGUCCGGCGGGCAGGAGAUGUGAUGCCUCAUGAAACGGUGCGGUCGUGUUGUAUCUGAUUCUUCAGCUGAACUCAUAGACUCCCCUCGUUAUAUAGAAUUAGCACAGUAGUUAAAAUGACGACAGCAGCGAGGCCAACAUUUGAACCUGCAAGAGGAGGAAGAGGGAAAGGUGAAGGAGACUUAAGUCAGCUAUCCAAACAGUAUUCCAGCAGAGACCUUCCUUCUCAUACUAAAAUCAAGUACAGGCAGGCGACUCAGGAUGCUCCUGAAGAGGUGCGUAACCGUGAUUUCAGAAGGGAGCUGGAGGAGAGAGAACGGGUCGCUGCAAGAGAAAAGAACAGAGACAGACCAACCAGAGAACACACAACAUCAUCAUCUGUGUCUAAGAAGCCUCGGCUAGACCAGAUUCCUGCAGCAAAUCUUGAUGCAGACGAUCCGCUUACUGACGAAGAUGAUGAAGAUGAGGACUUGGAAGACAGUGAUGAUGAUGACACUGCAGCUCUUCUGGCUGAGCUGGAAAAAAUCAAGAAAGAACGAGCUGAGGAACAGGCUCGAAAGGAACAAGAGCAAAAGGCUGAAGAAGAACGAAUUCGGAUGGAGAACAUCCUGAGCGGUAACCCCCUGCUGAACCUCACCGGCCCCGCGCAGCCUCAGGCAAACUUCAAAGUGAAGAGGAGGUGGGAUGAUGAUGUUGUCUUCAAGAAUUGUGCCAAGGGGAUAGACGAAACAAAAAAGGACAAAAGAUUUGUGAAUGAUACUCUGCGAUCAGAAUUUCACAAGAAGUUCAUGGAAAAAUAUAUCAAGUAGUGCAGUUUUGUGUGUGGCAGUGCUGAAGGACUUGGAAGGCUGUGGCUGUUCCCUCCCUCUCUCUCAGAAUUCACGGCUGAACACUUGGUCCUCAAUUCCCAAAUGCUUUUCCGAGAUCAUCAAUAGCUUCAUAAUUAGUAAUUGCUAUGUAUCUGGAGUUUUUAUUCCUGCAGUAUGGUUUUCUUUUCAGUUUUGAUUAAAUCAGUUUGUUUGAAUGUUUUUCUGUUCAUGUGCUUUUACUGGCCACCUUGUAAAGGGCAGAAGGGAGAAGUUGGUUUACAAUAAAUACUUCAAAUUGUUUAAAUUGCUCUCCAGAUCAACCUGUAUUUGUACUGAGGGUGGUUUGUAGCUUACACAACUUACAGAAAUGUCAGUAUUAUCAAAGAUGGGGAGCAGCUGAGUAUGAUAAGCAGUAUCACAGAAUUGACCAGAUUGGAAAAGUCCUCAGAGAUCUUCAAGUCCAACCCUUGGUCCAACUCCAGUCCAUUGACCAGAUCAUGGCACUUAGUGCCAUGUCCAGUCUCAAUUUAAAAACCUCCAGGGACGGUGAGUCCACCACCUCCCUGGGCAGCCAUUCCAAUGCCUGACCACUCUCUCUGGAAACAAUUUCUUUCUAAUAUCCAGCCUAAAUUUCCCCUGGCAGAGUUGAAGCCCAUGCCCCCUUGUCCUAUUGCUGACUGCCUGGGAGAAGAGACCAAUCCCCACCUGGCUAUAAUUUCCCUUCAGGUAGUUCUAGAGAGUGAUGAGGUCACCUCUAAGCCUCCUCUUCUCCAGACUAAACAACCCCAGCUCCCUCAGCCUCUCCCCACAGGUUUUGCGUUCAAGUCCCUUCACCAGUCGUGUUGCUCUUCUCUGGACCCGCUCCAGCACUUCAAUGUCUUUCCUGAACUGAGGGGCCCAGAACUGAACACAAUACUCCAGGUGUGGCCUCCCCAAUGCAGAGUACAGGGGAAGGAUCACUGCCCUUGUCCUGCUGACCACGCUAUUUUUGGUAUGAACUGGAAAGAGCUAUAUUUCUGUCACAAACUGGACUUUCUCGUAAUGGCUACUUAGAAACUGAGUUAAUAAUCUUCCUUUUUAGUUCCUUCUUGCUCUCAACCAAGUUGUGGUUUGGUGGGGUAGCUCCAAGUUCUUCACAGCCCUGCUCUCUGGGCUCUCUUGGCUCAGCGUCCCUGGGGUGACACCACUUAAUACUUGGGGGAAUGUUGAGAGGAAAAUGCGCUGUGGAACUGUGGAGUUUUUUCCUCCUUAAUAAACUGUGUCAGUGCUUGA